Bathycoccus prasinos is the source of this 1113-nucleotide messenger RNA. RefSeq lists its product with no specific name. The transcript has a single exon. The coding region runs from base 1 to 1113 and encodes 370 amino acids. Gene Ontology annotation, biological process: biosynthetic process. NCBI's taxonomy places the organism in Eukaryota, Viridiplantae, Chlorophyta, Mamiellophyceae, Mamiellales, Bathycoccaceae. The record is from RefSeq and is a predicted model, not a curated record.
AUGUUGUCGUCGUCUUCUCGAAGUCAUCGCGCGCUGGUUUCUUUCGUCGGGAGUCGUCGCUUUUUUGUCUGCAGCGCGUCUUCGUCGUCGUUAUCAGCCUCCUCUUUUCGAAGACCUUUAACGACUUUGAACGACAACAACAAAAACAACGACUCCGAUGAGAAUAAAAUUGCACAGUUGCGGGAAGAUUUCCGUCACUGCGCCGCGACGUUACGCCAAAACGAUUACGAAACCUACCUGUGCACGAACGCCAUCGACGCCUCGAGACGCGCCGGACCGUUAGCGUUGAGAGCGUUGAACUGCGAAACCGCCGGGAUUGGCACGCAUUCAGGAGGAGAAGAGAAUAAAGAUAUCGCGCUUGUAAAGUUGCGAUGGUGGAUGGACCAUUUGGAAAGCAUGUUUACACCAACAACAAGGAGGAAAAAAUCGCGCGUUCCGGAACAUCCGAUCGCGAGAUGUAUAAACGCGGUCGCGACGCACGCGAAAGAAGUCAUGGGAUCCGAUCCUUCGUUUAACGAGACGAGAUACGUGACGUGGAUUAAAAGAGCGAUCGAAGCACGAAUGGAGGACGUGGAGAAAGGAUCGAACGCGUUCGACGCGACGAAGGAUUUAGAACUGUUCGCGAGAGAAACGCACGGGAAUUUUUUGUUGGUGACUUUAGACUGCGAGAAUAUUCGGUCGAUGGCGAGCGAUCACGUGGCGUCGCACUUAGGGACCGCGAUUGGGUUGACGAACAGUUUGAGAGGGGCGAAGAUAAACGCGAGGAAUAGGAAGACGUAUUUUCCGAUGGAUUUGUUAGCGGAGGAGAAUUUAAGCGCGGAGACUGUGUACGAAGGUAAAGUCGGAGACGAACGCGUUAAAAACGUGACGCAUAAAAUCGCGAGCGCCGCAGUCGGGCACUUAGCCGCGGCGAGAAGGAAUUUUACGGAGAAUAAGUUAGGCGAGAAGUACCCGCACAUGGCGAAAUUACUGUUGCAAGCGACGACGACGGAGAGGUGGUUGGAAAAGUUGGAAAAAUACGAUUUCGACGUGUUUCGAGAGGAGUUGCAACGAACGCCGCCGCUGCUGACGCAAGGCAGAGUGUUCGUCCAAGCGUGGAAGAAUCAAUUUUAG